Leptinotarsa decemlineata (Colorado potato beetle) is the source of this 809-nucleotide messenger RNA. RefSeq lists its product as uncharacterized. Lineage: Eukaryota; Metazoa; Arthropoda; Insecta; Coleoptera; Chrysomelidae. The record is from RefSeq and is a predicted model, not a curated record.
CAUAAGCAACAUAAUCUUUCUCAAAGGGUUACAAGACUUGAUAACGAAUCUGAUGGCGAAAAUGACAGUACAGGACAUGUUUCUUAUGCAAAAAGCCAUCAAAGUCCCUAUUCACCUCAACUGAGGGAGCGAUUUGAUACAUACUAAAAACUAAAAACUUUCGAUUCCCAUGCUCCUCUUAGAACUGUUCGAAUUUCGAAAGAAAGGGAUCCAUGGUUGACAGCAAACUUGAAAUUCAUGAUGAAACUGCGUGAUAGAGCUUUUACCAGAUUCAAAAGAAGCAAGCUCCCCCCCCACUGGGAUUAUUACAAGCAAAUGAGAAACCUCACAAACCGCACAAUCAAGUGGGAAAAGAAGGCCUACCUGGAGUUCCGCCUCAAAGACAUGGUAGCCAUUGAAAUUCCUGACACAAAUGUGCAGAAAAACGAAGUUAGUGCUGGUGAAUAUGUACUCGAUAUGUACGAAAAUCAAGUGUUUCCAGGACAAGUAAAAGAAGUAGCUGUGCAUACAGUUUUAAUUUCAGCAAUGGAAAAGUGUGGGGGAAAUUGGAAGUGGCCCAGAAAACCAGAUGCGAUUUGGUAUUUCUAUGAUGACAUUAAACGAAAAACUGACAAGCCAUGUCAAAUAUCUAAGAGAGAAAUCUUCAAAGUUCCUGAAUUACCGCAACUUAAAUAUUUUGCUUAUUAAAAUUUGAUUUAUUUUGUGCUUGGUCUUAUUAGUUUGGUUUUCAUUUGUGUCACCAUUAAGAGAUACAUUUCUCUUCUAUUUGUAUACAAAUUCUUCAUAGAAUAUAUAUUUUUUGUACACAA